AUGUCCUUAAAAAAUACGGAGGUUUUUGUUGAUUCUAAAACUAUUCUUUUGGUUAAAAAAAUUGGCUCUGGUUCUUUUGGAAAAAUUUAUUUAGGCAUCUGCCAAUUAACUAAAAAAGAAUUGGCAGUAAAACUGGAAUCCAGUUUAGCUAGAACUAAACAGCUUUUACACGAAACUGAAGUGUUAAAAGCUGUACAAGGAGAAUUUGGCUUUCCUUAUAUUUAUGCGUAUGGGCAGGACUCUAAUCGUUAUGUGCUUGUCCUCGAACUGCUUGGCCCGAGUUUGGAAGACCUAUUCCAGUUUUGCAAUAAACAGUUUUCCCUGAAGACUGCAUUGCUUCUAGCCACCCAAUGCAUUAAAAGAAUUGAAAAUUUGCAUAGAAAAGGAUUUCUACAUCGAGAUAUUAAGCCGGAUAACUUUUUAAUGGGCUUGCAAAGCGCCAGACGAUACGUUUAUAUAAUAGACUUUGGACUUUCUAAAAAGUAUAUGCGCCACGGAAAGCACAAUGCCUUUCGCGAACAUAAAAGCCUCGUGGGCACCGCGAGGUACGCCAGCUGCAAUAGCCAUGUUGGUUACGAGCAAAGCCGAAGAGACGACCUUGAAUCUUUAGGGUAUAUGCUUAUUUAUUUUUUAAAGGGAAAGCUCCCUUGGCAAGGAAUGAAAGGAAGGAGCCGAAAAGAUAAAUAUGAAAAGAUCAAGCAAGUAAAGAUAAGCACUCCCGUUUCUGAACUUUGCAAGGAACUUCCCUUGGAGUUUGAACGAUAUUUACUUUACGUAAAAAGUUUGGAUUAUGAAGCUGAGCCCGACUAUCUUUAUUGUAUGGAACUUUUUGAGCAUCUUUUCGAUAGAAUGAACUUCGAAAAGGAUUAUUUGUAUGACUGGACUUUGAUAAAAGAAAAUCAAGAAAAACUGAAUUUGUCUGAUUCCUCUAAAUUUGUUUCGGAAACAAACGCUAAGAACUUUUCAGUGGAAAAUUUUUAAAGAAUAGGAUCGUUUUAAUGAAUUUUUUUUUCAA
Molecule: messenger RNA, 1015 nt
Organism: Zophobas morio
Lineage: Eukaryota; Metazoa; Arthropoda; Insecta; Coleoptera; Tenebrionidae
Product: casein kinase I-like
Exons: 11
Coding region: 1-981 (326 amino acids)
Biological process (GO): signal transduction; peptidyl-serine phosphorylation
Cellular component (GO): cytoplasm; nucleus
Molecular function (GO): protein serine/threonine kinase activity; ATP binding
Source: RefSeq, a predicted model, not a curated record